Ochotona curzoniae (black-lipped pika) is the source of this 4449-nucleotide messenger RNA. RefSeq names its product TSC22 domain family member 1 (gene TSC22D1). Gene Ontology annotation, biological process: regulation of transcription by RNA polymerase II. The transcript has 3 exons. The coding region runs from base 193 to 3363 and encodes 1056 amino acids. NCBI's taxonomy places the organism in Eukaryota, Metazoa, Chordata, Mammalia, Lagomorpha, Ochotonidae. The record is from RefSeq and is a predicted model, not a curated record.
CCUCCCUUUCCGAAGCUCGCCCGCGAAGGCAGGAGGAGCUGCCGGCGCCUUCGGCUGAGGAGGAGGAGGAGAAGGAGGACUCGCGCCGGGAGGAGCGUCAGGUCCCGUUUUCCUCUCCGGCGUCUCGAAUACAAAGAUUACGGUGCAGAAGGAAAUUGCACUCGCCUCCUCCGCCCCCCGGUACCCGACACAAUGCACCAGCCGCCCGAGUCCGCCGCCGCGGCGGCCGCCGCAGACAUUAGUGCUAGGAAGAUGGCGCACCCGGCAAUGUUCCCUCGAAGGGGCAGCGGUGGUGGCAGCGCCUCUGCUCUCGGUGCAGCAGGUACCGGCGUCGGGAGUACUGCCACAUCCUCCGACGAUUUUCCGCCGCCCUCGCUGCUCCAGCCGCCGCCUCCCGCAGCAUCUUCCUCGUCGGGACCACAGCCUCCGCCUCCACAAAGCCUGAACCUCCUUCCGCAGGCUCAGCUGCAGGCACAGCCUCUUGCGCCAGGCGGAACUCAAAUGAAAAAGAAAAGUGGCUUCCAGAUAACUAGCGUCACUCCGGCUCAGAUCUCCGCCAGUAUCAGCUCCAACAACAGUAUCGCGGAGGACACUGAGAGCUAUGAUGAUCUGGAUGAGUCUCACACGGAAGACCUCUCUUCCUCCGAGAUCCUGGAUGUGUCACUUUCCAGGGCUACUGACUUAGGGGAGCCUGAACGCAGCUCCUCAGAAGAGACUCUGAAUAACUUCCAGGAAGCCGAGACACCUGGGGCAGUCUCUCCCAAUCAGCCCCACCUUCCUCAACCUCAUUUGCCUCACCUUCCCCAACAGAAUGUUGUGAUCAAUGGGAAUGCUCAUCCACACCACCUCCAUCACCAUCACAUUCAUCAUGGGCACCACCUCCACCACGGGCACCACCAUCCAUCCCAUGCUGCUGUGGCCAGUGCAUCCAUUCCUGGAGGACCACCCUCAAGCCCAGUGUCCAGAAAACUCUCCACAACUGGAAGCUCUGAUGGUGUUGCACCAGUUGCACCAGCUUCUGCUGUAUCAUCGAGCGUCUCACCUGCGUCUGUAAUGACUAAUAUCCGGGCUCCUAGCACUGCAGGCGGGAUAGGUAUAAAUUCUGUUCCUGGCGUUAAUACAGUGAAUAAUGUCGGUGUUGCUGCUGUGGGUAGUUUCAGUCCUAGUGUGACAAGCAGUGUGCUGGGUAGUGCUAAUAUAAGUACAAGCAAUAUUCCUAGUGCUGCUAGUGUGAGUGUUGGGCCUGGAGUUCCUAGUGGUGUAAAUGUGAGUAUCUUGAGUGGCAUGGGCAAUGGGACUGUGUCUUCUGCCACGGCUGUUAACAGUGUCCCCAGUGCAGCCCCAGGGAUGACUGUGGGAUUGGUUUCAAGUCAGCAGCAACAACCAACAGUUAACACGUCAAGGUUCAGAGUUGUGAAGUUAGAUUCUAGUUCGGAGCCUUUUAAAAAAGGCAGAUGGACCUGCACUGAGUUCUAUGAAAAAGAAAAUACUGUACCUGCUACUGAAGGCGUGGCGAUCAACAAGGUGGUGGAGACUGUAAGACAGAACCCGGUGGAAGUACCUUCUGAGAGAGAGAGCACGAGUGGGAGCUCUGUGAGCAGUAGUGUCAGCACUCUGAGUCACUACACAGAGAGUGUAGGAAGUGGAGAGAUGGGAACCCCUACAGCGGGGGCACAGCAGCAGCAGCCGCUGCAGGUACCAGCUCAUCAAGGGGUAGGCCUUCAACCCAUGGAUUUCAGUAGCACUGGGCCCCAGAGUUUUUCUCAGUCACAGAUAUCGCAAGUACAAUUACAGUCUCAAGAACUGAGCUAUCAGCAAAAGCAAGGUCUUCAGCCAGUACCUCUGCAAGCCACCAUUAAUGCUGCAACUAGUAUCCAGCCAGCACCUGUGAAUGUGGUUGGUGUAACUUCAGCUUUAGGUCAACAACCUUCCAUUUCUAGUCUGGCUCAACCCCAACUGCCAUAUUCCCAGACGGCUCCCCCAGUGCAAACUCCUCUUCCAGGGGCACCACCGCAGCAGUUACAAUAUGGACAACAUCAACCAAUGGUUUCUACGCAGUUGGCCCCGGGCCAUGGUCAACCGGUGACUCAGAAUCCUACUUCAGAGUUUGUGCAACAGCAGCCGAUCCUUCAGACAGCAAUGUCCUCUGGUCAGCCCAGUUCUGCAGGAGUGGGAGCAGGAACAACAGUGAUUCCUGUGGCUCAGCCCCAGGGCGUCCAGCUGCCAGUGCAGCCCACAGCAGUCCAAGCACAGCCUGCAGGGGCAGCGGGCCAACCUGUUGGCCAGGCUCCGACAGCAGUGUCUGCUGUACCUGCUGGCAGUCAAAUUGCAAAUAUUGGUCAACAGGCAAACAUCCCUGCAGCAGUGCAGCAGUCCUCUACCCAAGUUACACCUUCAGUUAUUCAGCAAGGUGCUCCUCCAUCUUCACAAGUAGUUCCACCUGCUCAAACUGGGAUUCUUCAUCAGGGAGUUCAAACUAGCGCUCCAAGCCUUCCUCAACAAUUGGUUAUUACACCCCAGAGUACCUUGUUAACUGUGCCUCCCCAGCCACAAGGAGUAGAACCAGUAGCUCAAGGAGUUGUUUCACAGCAGAUGCCUGCAGUUAGCCCUUUGCCCUCUGCUAGUAGUAUUUCUGUUACAAAUCAGGUUAGUUCAACUGGUCCUUCUGGAAUGCCUUCUGCCCCAACAAACUUGAUUCCACCACAGAAUAUAGCACAAACCCCUGCCACUCAAAAUGGUAAUUUGGUUCAAAGUGUUAGCCAACCUCCCUUGAUAGCAACUAAUAUAAAUUUGCCUUUGGCACAGCAGAUACCACUAAGUUCUACUCAGUUCUCUGCACAAUCGUUAGCUCAGGCCAUUGGAAGCCAAAUUGAAGAUGCCAGGCGUCCAGCGGAGCCCUCAUUAGUUGGCUUACCUCAGACUAUCAGUGGUGACAGUGGGGGAAUGUCGGCAGUUUCAGAUGGGAGUAGCAGCAGCCUAGCAGCCUCUGCUUCUCUUUUCCCGUUGAAGGUGCUACCGCUGACGACACCCCUGGUGGAUGGUGAAGAUGAGAGCUCCUCUGGUGCAAGCGUGGUAGCUAUUGACAACAAAAUCGAGCAAGCUAUGGAUCUGGUGAAAAGCCAUUUGAUGUAUGCGGUUCGAGAGGAAGUGGAGGUCCUGAAGGAGCAGAUCAAAGAACUCAUAGAGAAGAACUCCCAGCUGGAGCAGGAGAAUAACCUGCUGAAGACACUGGCCAGCCCCGAGCAGCUCGCCCAGUUUCAGGCCCAGCUGCAGACAGGGUCGCCGCCGGCCACCACGCAGCCCCAGGGCAGCACGCAGCCGCCUGCGCAGCCGGCGUCUCAGGGCUCGGGACCGACCGCCUAGCCGCCUGGGCCCACCCGCGCAGAACUGGCUGCUGCUGUCGGAACUGAACAGACCGCAGAAGAUGUGCUAGGGAGCGUCCGCCUCCACAGUCGCCCAUUUCAUUGCUCGCGGCAAAAAGAGACGUGAGACUGACAUGCCAUUCUCUCUUUUUCCCAGUAUUAAACACUCAUAUGCUUUCGGCUUGAAGACAUGUCCUAGUUGGGUGAAUUACAGGUUAACCAGAGAAUUAGCAUGGAUGUGCCGGGCAUCCCCCAGGCAGCUUGGCAGAUCUCGGAGAAGUAGUUUAGGUCGCGUGCUGCGGAACCGAGCCGAGCAGGGUGCCUUGCAACCCUUCCCCACCCCUCACCCCCUGCUCCGGGAGCCUCUCUCCCAUCUGCACAUGUAGGGUUCUCCAUGGGGUCGCCUAGCACUGGCGCUUCCCACCAGACUAUCCUCUCCUCCCCAGGAGGCAAUCCAGGGAGGCUCAAGACUAAGCCAAGGGGGGCGCAGAGUGCAUUGCACCAACAGACAACCGUCACCCGAGUCCAUACAAAACAAUAGUACUGUGCCUCUACUGAAACAGCAGAUGACGCAAAACUAUUCGAGUGACAAAAAAGCAAACGGUGACAGGUAGCUGGGGCCUAGGCAAUCUUCCCACGAAGGUUGUUUUGCUUAUUGUACAUUUGUGUAUGUAGUGUAACUAUUUUGUACCAUAGAGAACUGUAACUACUAUUUAGGUUGUACAGAUUGCCGUUUAGGAGCUUCGUUGGCUGUCUUGCAGAGGUGUGGAUCGUCUUUUAUAGAGAAAUGGACAUAGAAACUGCUCCACCACAAAAGCCACAUCCAGAAAUUUGACAGAUUUGGCCCAGUCACUUUGUGUGUACGCUGAAGUCUGCUGAAGAUCCUCAAGUAAAUCCUGUUCCCUGUCUUUGGGUUGAGAUCAGUUCUAGCUAGUGAGAGGGGUUCCCCUAGGGGUUCUGCAUAUUACCUGUAUAGUAGUUCUAUGCAUAUGUUUCUGUGCAUGUUCUCUACACAGUUGUGAGGUGUCACUGUAUUUAACUGUUGCACUUGUCAACUUUCAAUAAAGCAUAUAAAAAUGUUGAUAAA